UAACCAGCGCGGAUGGUACAUUUUGCCUUUGAAAAGUGACAUAUCGAGGUUGAAGCGAGCGAGCGAGCGAGCGAGCGAGCAAGCAAACGUACGACAAUGCACGUGUCAGUGAUCCUCGGCGUAGUGUUGCUACAGGCGAUUUACGUGUCCGCCGGGCCACCUGACUGGAUCCCCGCGGAAAUGUUGGAGAUGGUUCAAGCUGACAAGGAACGGUGCAUGGCCGAACACGGAACGUCUCAAGCGAGUAUCGAUGAAGUUAACGAUGGGAAGCUUUCGAAUGACCGGAGUAUAACGUGCUACAUGAACUGCCUUCUCGAUGCCUUUAGCUUGGUCGAUGAAGAGGGUAAUUUGGAAGCUGACAUGCUGAUAAGCGUUAUCCCAGAACAAUUUCAAGAGAUAGGUAACAAAAUUUUGAACAAAUGCGCUAAGCAAGACGGCGCAGAUGCAUGCGAAAAAAUCUACGAAAUAGCGAAAUGCGUCCAAGGAACUGUACCAGAGUUGUGGUUUAUGGUUUAAUUCGACACAUGGGAGAAGAAUUUACUCCACAAGCACAUGCGACGAUGUUCUCCGAUAUAUCCCGCGCAUAACGUUACGAAGUAAAACAAUUCGUUCGUGGAAAAUAAUAAAGAAGAAAGAAGUAGCAUAUAGGGAUAUACGAAUUACGUAAAUUUUAAAAAUGUGAUUUGUAUAAUAAUAAUAAUAAUAAUAAGUAAUUAUUAUGAACACGCUGUGCGGUCUAACAUGAAUAAAAUUAGUAGAAAAUAUUAAUGUUUGAUAUUAAAAUAUUGGCCAAGAUAUAAAUAUGCAUUGAAAUUAAAUCAAAUCCAAGCAAAUUAAAGGGAGGGGUAUGAGAUAUCGAUGCAUAAUCACGAGAUAUUUGUGUGUCCAUGUUUAAUUAAAUAAUUUUUUAUGAUUUUAUUCGCCUUUGAUUCUAGUAUACCAUUUGACUUUCUCACUGUUCGCAGAAUCGCGUGUAGGGUGAAGCGGGGUGUGUCAAAUUAAUUAAAAAGGAUUCGUUACAAAGAGUAAAUUAUAUAGCAAAGUUAAUUAGGUACAAUAGUUUCUCGAGAGAAAA
This is a messenger RNA of Trachymyrmex cornetzi, 1075 nucleotides long. RefSeq names its product odorant binding protein 1 (gene Obp1). The record is from RefSeq and is a predicted model, not a curated record. Gene Ontology annotation, molecular function: odorant binding. The coding region runs from base 97 to 516 and encodes 139 amino acids. Gene Ontology annotation, biological process: sensory perception of smell. The transcript has 6 exons. NCBI's taxonomy places the organism in Eukaryota, Metazoa, Arthropoda, Insecta, Hymenoptera, Formicidae.